AUGUCAGAUCAAAGGCAAAGUUGUAAAGGACAUUUAAACAGCAUAAAAACAUGGGUAAAUCAUUUAAAAGUAAGACGUUUGUGCAGACAUUUUGUACUGCCGAAUACCAAACUACGAGAAUUUAUGAACCGGAUGACUUCCUGUAUUUAUGAAGGACUUGGUAAGGAAACUCAUUCAAAAGCAACAAUCAAAUGCUGGCAAACAUAUGUCCAAGACAUUCCUCAUGGUGAUGAAAAAGGAAAAUGCUUAGCUCUUGAUUUAGGUGGUUCAAAUUUCCGGGUACUCAAUUUAGAACUAGGACACAAUAAAUAUUUCAAAAUGAAGCAAGAGACAUACGAGUGUUCUAAGGCAUUGAUGAAUGGAUCAGGAACAAUAUUGUUUGACUACAUAGCCGAAUGCUUGAACACUUUUGUGACAGCACAAGGAUUAAAAAAGGAGACCAAGCUCCCUUUGGGUUUUACAUUUAGUUUUCCAAUGUAUCAAUCAAGCAUUAACUCGGCAAAACUUGUUAGAUGGACUAAAGGAUUCACGUGUGAAGGUGUAGUGGGUCAAGACAUCGUACACCUUUUGACAAAGUCAAUAAACAAAAUCCCAGGCCUAAAUAUACGGAUUUGUGCAAUUUUAAAUGACACUGUUGGCACUUUAAUGUCAUGUGCUUGGUUGAAUCCUAAAACGAGAAUUGGAUUGAUUAUUGGUACCGGUUGUAACUGUUGUUAUGUAGAACAAGUAAAAAAUAUCGAGUUAUAUAGUGGCGACCAAUCGAAACAAGAAAUGGUCAUCAAUCUAGAGUGGGGUGCAUUUGGUGACAAUAACGAACUUGAAGAUUUUCAUACUAAAUAUGACAAACUUAUUGAUGACAGUUCUGAAAAUCGAGGUCAGCAAAUUUUUGAAAAAAUGGUAUCUGGGAUGUACCUUGGAGAAUUGUUCAGAUUGGUUUUACUGGACAUGAUAAAAAAAGAAUUAAUAUUUGAUGGUUAUAAGCCAUCAAUUCUUAAUGAACCUCGAUCAGUGUCUAGUGAUGUGCUAUCCCUAAUUGAGAAUGAUCCACCUGGAACUUAUGCAAAUACUAGAAAGUUCCUUCAAAAAAUCGGUGUUGCCAAUCCUACAGAUGGCGACUGCAUGAAUGUAAGAUAUGCAACAGAGUGCAUUACAAAAAGGUCUGCAUAUUUAGUAGCAGCUGGUCUUUCAGCCAUAUUGAAUAAGAUAAACRAGAAAGAUGUGAUAAUUGGAGUUGAUGGAUCAGUGUACAGAUUCCACCCAUUUUAUCAUAAUUUGUUGAUGAGUAARAUUAGUGAAUUAGUAAAUAGUGGUAUAAAAUUUGGUAUUAUACUUUCUCAAGAUGGUAGUGGAAGAGGUGCAGCAGUCUUAGCGUCAGUUGUUUGUCCAGAAGAAUAA
Molecule: messenger RNA, 1395 nt
Organism: Diuraphis noxia (Russian wheat aphid)
Lineage: Eukaryota; Metazoa; Arthropoda; Insecta; Hemiptera; Aphididae
Product: hexokinase-2-like
Biological process (GO): intracellular glucose homeostasis; carbohydrate phosphorylation; glucose 6-phosphate metabolic process
Cellular component (GO): cytosol; mitochondrion
Molecular function (GO): D-glucose binding; glucokinase activity; fructokinase activity
Source: RefSeq, a predicted model, not a curated record